AUGAUAAAGAAGAAGCCUUUACUAUGUGCAGCUGGUGACGCGUAUACUGAUAAUGAUCAUGGUGGUGGUGGUGGUGAUGGUGCUGGUGGUGCUGGUGGUGCUGGUGGUGCUGGUGGUGGUGGUGGUGGUGGUGGUGGUGGUGGUGGUGGUGGUGGUGGUGGUGGUGGUGGUGGUGGUGGUGAGUCGUAGUGGAAGUGGCAACAUGCCCCUGAACCAGGCUGAACCAAUCAAGCCUUACAAGGGAACGCGGAUCACUCUCCCAGAUGCGUGCUUUACUCAGGCCGCACUAGGCAUGUGCGAGUUCUCAACCACUGCGGCGAAUGUCUGUAAGACUCGUCAGAUGGAGGCUCACAACAAGUCGGUCACUGUAUCCAGUCGCAACACUGACCGACCGAAAGGCUUGGAUCGGUCACUGGGACAUGCGAGAGGCUGGAGAGUGAGGGAAGACCCUGUACGGGGUCCUCAACCACUGCGCUCAUACGCCCGUCCACAGUUGUCACGACUUGGUCUCAAGCUUGAAAGACGGUACACCUGGUAGGAAUAUGCAAUCAGUUGAAUUUCAUGCUAGUCUGCUUGGUUGUGAUCACGGCUGCGUCUCGAAUUGCAAUGAGUCUCCUCACAUUAAAAAAACAAAGUGUCUACUGAUAAAGAACAAGAAGAAGAAGCUCGGUCUGAACUUCUUUCACCUACGUGCUCUCUCUCAUAUGCUGAUGCCUUCGGUUACCAUCCGCUGGUCACUCUCACCAAACACUGACAAGAAAUGCUUCAUUCUGCAGCCGAGCCUACUUGCCGUUUCCUUGAGCACAAACAGACUUUCGGUGUCGAAAAGGCAUUCAAUAGCACAGAAAAAGUAUCAAACAGCGUGCGCCGAUAGUCAUUAAAUAUUGACGAAAUGCUUUAAAUGUUCUCUCAAGCAGAACGCGUUUUGUAAUGCGCUUAAAAUACUAGCCAACAUGGAAUAGAAUAUAAGGCUCGAUCGUGCGUGACGCAUGCUGCCUUUCAUGUGAGGAUUCUUCUAGCUAUUUAUGUCCACCAGAAUUGGGAGAGGCCCCUAUGUGAUUAGCGCGUAUUUUUCUCAGCAACUUGGGAUUCCUUUCAUAAAUCCAGCCAAAUUUCCUCAAAAGCUGCACACAAAUUCAUUUGCCUGCUAAUUUUGUAGUAAAGCAUGCAGUCCUCAUGGGUACGAUUUAUUUCGGUUUGCAAAAGUGCCAUUGGUAAGGGGAGUUGUGGGCGGCCCACAUUGAUGUAGCCUGAUAUCCACGGGUGUAUUAAUGCACUUGUCUGAUCUGAGACACAUGCAGCACUUUUUGGCAAUAUCCAAAGUCGCCACUCGACAAGUGCUGACCUGUCAUAAAUCUCUCCAGGGACAUUGUUUAUUCCUCGGCAGCUGCUUUCGCCUAACCUUGUCUGGCGGAGGGAUAGGCAGCACGGCAAUUUCCGAGUGCGCAGACUUCAAGUCACCACCGGUGGAAACAGUGAUGGUUUGACCUAGUCUAUCAGGUUUACAUUAGUCGAGUUGGUGGGUCGGGAUCAACAGAAGUGUCCUCACAGGGCUUAUUUAAGCCGCCCACGUGACCGAUGAGGUCGUAGGCAGACAUUUCACUUUUCCCUUGGGAAAUGCGCUCCCGUAGAUUUGUCCUGCCAACUUGACGUUGCACUGGGUAGUAGACACAUGGAAUACCACACGCACACGACUGUCCGACCGUCACGUCCGACCGACGAUGCCCACCGUGUGCUGCACAACAGGGUUGGAACAUGAACGGUGACUUGAACGUGAAUGUGAUAGUAGACUUGCAGGGCAUCUAUCACACUCCAUCCUCCUUCUCCUCCUCCUCCUCCUCCUCCUCAUCCUCCACCUGAGCCCUGUGUCAAGACAGAGUCAAGAAACCUGGAGAUGGGAGACGGCACAGGCGGCUGGCGCGGCCGGAGCCGCCCGUAGUCCUGCCGCCGCACCCAGUUCGAAUUCCGCGGAGUGGGAGUGCCAUACAGACCUCGUUCAGGAAAAACCAUUACAGCCUGAAUCUCAAUCCUCCAGUCGACAACUCCACACCGGGUUGAUUGUGAGGCCUAAUGUAUCCCGUUUGUCGGCAAACUUCCAAUCCAUGGCUCUUAGUGCGCCGUGA
Spirometra erinaceieuropaei is the source of this 2123-nucleotide messenger RNA. NCBI's taxonomy places the organism in Eukaryota, Metazoa, Platyhelminthes, Cestoda, Diphyllobothriidea, Diphyllobothriidae. The record is from the annotation of a GenBank genome assembly.